GUGAGCUGUACCGGCAGCCGGUGCGGAGCGCUCCGAGGCCGCAGGCUGCACCCGGCACCCGGCCGGCAUGGCGCCGGCUCCCGCCGCUCGGGGCUGGCCCCGGGCCCUCCUGGGCCGCGUCCUGCCCGCCCGGCCCUACGGCCGCAGCGCCGCCGACGGGGGCCCGGCCCGGCCCGCGGGGCUGUACGAGCUGCUGGGCGUGUCGGCCAGCGCCACGCAGGCGCAGAUCAAGGCGGCCUAUUACCAGCAGAGCUUCCGCUGCCACCCGGACCGCAACGCGGGCAGCGCGGAGGCGGCCGCGCGCUUCACGGCGCUGCACCAGGCCUACGCCGUGCUGGGCAGCGCCGCCCUGCGCCGCAAGUACGACCGGGGCGCGCUGAGCCGCGAGGACUCGGCCGCCCGGCCCCCGCCCUCACCCCCGCCGCCCGGCCAGCGCCGCGCGCCCGCCCGCCGCCCCCCCGCCGCGCCCGUCUUCGACUUCGACGCCUUCUACCGCGCCCACUACGGCGAGCAGCUGGAGCGGGAGCAGCUCCUCCGCGAGCGGCGCCAGCAGCGCCAGCGGCGGCAGGAGGAGGCGGCCAAGCGGUGGCAGGCGGACAGGCUGACGCAGUUCUCGGUCGCCGUGUUCCUGCUCUCCGCCAUGGUGCUGCUGGUCGGCAUGAAGUGAGGGGCCGGAGCGCAGCCUGGCAGAAUGCGCCGCCCCCCGGACUUGGCCCGAGGUUUGGCUGUGCCGGUGGACAGGCCCACACGGGGAAGGGAGCUGCGGAGAUCUCUACGAUUCGGUCCCUAACGGGCCUUGUGCUUUUGCAAGGACGCCUUAGGGGAGCUGAAAUGCCAUUAAAAUAUCUUCACAAAUCGGUUUGAGAUCCGAAUUCCUUCACUGCAUGGAUGGGCAAAUAUAAUUACCCUUCCAGAUCAGAAGUCUCCUCUGACACUUGCCUGCCAAGAGCAGAAUUCAGGGAGCUGCCCUUCACCUGCCAGAGUUGGCGAUGUUUCUGCCACUCACCGCGGGGGAAAGAAGGCAGCUUUUUGCUGGGUUUUAGGUGUUAAUAGAAUUCUCUUCCCUGAACUCUAGUCCUAAUGGGUAUAAAAUGCAUUUCAGUUCACCUUUGAGGCUCAAAUCCUGCAGUCUCAUCCAAAGGGAGUCCUCUGGACCUGCUCGCUUCAGGUAUGUCUACACUUAAAAUGCUAAAGUGACACAGCUGUGCCAUUUUAGCGCUUCAGUGUAGAUACUAGGUACACUGACAGGAGGGAUUCUCCCAUCGGUGUAGUAAUCUGCCUCCCCGAGAGGCAUUAGCUAGGCUGAUGAAAUAAUUCUUGUCAACCUAGCACUGCCUACACUGGGGUUAAAUUGGUAUAACUAUGUCUCAGGGGUGUGGGGUUUUCACAGCCCUGAGAGGUAGCUAUACUGAUGUAAAUUCCUAGUGGAGAGCAGGCCUAAAAUCAGAUUGUAGGGUGAGCCUAACUAGGCAAAGACUGGGUCCUCCCUAUUGUUUGCACUUUAUGAAUGAGUAGAUUGUAUUCUCACUGGUGCUGAAGAGUAGUUUGGUAUGGGUCUUGAGUUAUCAAGAACUGACAGAUGCUAUCUCCACAAUGUAUAGGCAGCUGGUUGCUCUUACCACCUCACUGAGCUGGGCUUGCUGCCUUUGUUAUUGGCUCCCCUGCCUCUCUUGGAGACCUGCCUGACUUCUAGUACACUUGGUACCAAAGGUUUUUGGUUUCAUUAGAACAGCUCAGGAUGGUGGUAGCAAAUAUUCUGUCUUGUGGUGUGAGGCCACCUGCCUGGGUCUACAAGUCGAGAAGGGUUCUUGUCUCCCCACUUCUUAGGGUCUUCCAUAAACACUGCUCUAUGUUUAAGCUGUGGGGAGCCUGCCCUGUAGAGGGCUGAUGUACUUGGCUCCAACCUAUCUUCCCAGAGGGCUUCAUAACUUGGAAGCGUAGCAUUCUGGGUACUGAACUUCAUUGUGUUCUGAUCCGUGUGUCCUGUGUGUAAGAGGUGUUCAGACAAAUAGGGAUAUUAUAUUUAUAUGUAACGAAAUGUUGAGGUGGUUUAAGACCGAGAAUGUUGCAGUGGAAGUGACCUUCUUCCCUCUGCAGGUGAGGGUUUUACUUGUGUUUCACUUGACUUUGCCACGCAGUAUGUAGUGAACGAAAUCCAUAGCUGAAAAUGGAUAUCACAAGGUAGCUGCUGGUGUGCCAAGGAUUUCACUUUCUUACUUUCUCAUUUGCAUUAGAUCCACUGUGCUUGGCUCAUAGCCUUGAGCACUGAAUCCCAGCACUCUGCCUCUCACUGCAGGAAAUUUUCAUUUUCCUGUAAAUAGGGAAAUGCAUAGAACAGAUCCCCGAAACAACCACAGAAUCCAGAGAUGUUUUCUGUAUGAUCAGAGGAACGCUUGCCCCGUGGGUGAGUGUUCUGCCGCAAGGAGUGUUGUGAGUUAAAAGGACUACUUUGCUUGUCCCUCUCUUAUUUGAUAUUAGGCACUGAGUCUAAUCCCCCUGUCAGGCUGGGGUGAGGUGUGUGGUUG
Molecule: messenger RNA, 2525 nt
Organism: Terrapene triunguis (Three-toed box turtle)
Lineage: Eukaryota; Metazoa; Chordata; Testudines; Emydidae
Gene: DNAJC30
Product: DnaJ heat shock protein family (Hsp40) member C30
Exons: 2
Coding region: 68-667 (199 amino acids)
Source: RefSeq, a predicted model, not a curated record